UUCUGGAAGACAGGCGGAACAUCAACAUUCACAGACAGAAUCAUGGUGUGAGGAUGUCGGGACAGAAGCGUAUGUGUGACUCCAACAUCUCCUCUUCAUCCUCCAGUGCGCCCCCCGAGAAACGGAGGGAGCGAGAGGGAGGAGAGGAUGGGGGUCCAGGGGUCAGCUCUGCUGCAGGAGGGAGCACUGCUGUGGAAACAGUCAUCAAACUCGGGGGGGUUUCAAAUUCGGAAGAACAGGAUGUCAAAGCUCUCCAGGUGAAGAAUAGGAAGUUGGGAGAAUCCCUCGAUCAGAGACAGGUGAUUGAGGAUGAGCUGAGAGAGAGAAUCGAGAGACUGGAGACUCGUCAAGCUACUGAUGACGCAAGCCUACUGAUCCUGAACAGAUACUGGAAUCAGUUUGACGACAAUGUGUGCCUGAUUGGAAGGCGCUACGAUGAGUCAGGGAGCGAGUCUGUGGAAACCCCGGCUGGAGAGGGGCGGAGCCUCAAGCCUGACACCCCAGAACCCGACGGCGACUCCAACCAGGAGAGAGCCAAAGACCGAGGCCACCAGGGGGAGACGACCACAUCUUUCCUGGCGACGCUGGCCAGCAGCAGCAGUGAGGAGAUGGAGGCAGAGCUGCAAGAGAGGGUGGAGUCCAGCCAGAAGCAGGCCAACCGCGUGGUGGAGAUCUACGACAGCCUGAAGACCACCGUGGAGCAGCUAAAGAAGGACCAGGACUCUGGAGCAGAGGGCUCCGUGUGGCAGGUCGCCGCCCAGCUCAACACCCUCCUGUCCAGUGAGAAUGACCGGCUGCGUCAGCUGACUGAGGACCUUCAGCAGAAGCACAGUCACAUGACUAGCGAGUCUCGUUCUCUGGGCAGGGCAGUGGCGAGGGCAGACACGCGGGUCAGUGAGCUGCAGGGCCUCAUCGAGGAGCUCCAGUGGGACAUGGAGAAGAUCCGACGCAGAGAGAACCGCCUCAACACACACCUGGGAGAAAUCCUGGAGAGGGUAAACAGUAAAGGCUACAAGGUGUGUGGGGAGGCCAGCAGUGUGUGUGGAACCAUUACCAUCAACAAGAGAAAGUUUGAGGAGAUGAACAGUGAGUUGGAGGAGAACAGGGAGCUGGCGGAGAACCGUCUGAGCGAGCUGCAGCGGCGGCAGCAGGACCUGCAGACGUUUAACCAGGAGAACAACAACAUGAAGGUGGAGUUGUUGAGUCGUGCUGAGGGGGUGGUGAGGGAGAGCUCAGAGUACCGCUGUCUCCAGUCCCAGUUCUCUGUCCUCUACAACGAGUCUGUGGGCCUUAAGUCUCAGCUGGACGAGACGCGCACACGCCUCAACACCACCAGGACGGCACGCCUCCGACAGCUAGAACACAUGGAGAAUGACGAGGUGUCACUCCAGAGGAAGGUGCGUACUGAGGUGUUCCAGCUAGAGGACACUCUGGCCCAGGUCAGGAAGGAGUAUGAGAUGCUCCGGAUCGAAUUUGAACAGACCCUCGCUGCCAACGAACAAGCAGGUCCUAUCAACAGGGAGAUGCGUCACCUGAUCAGCACCCUGCAGACACACAACCAGCAUAUGAAGGGAGAGGUUGUGAAAUACAAACUGACACUCAGAGAGGCACAGACUGACCUCAGCCAGGCUCGUACUACGAAGGGCAGUGCUAUCCUUCAAUCACAAUCCAGUACGGAGCUGGACCUGAAGGAAGAGACCACCUCCCCUCUGACGCCCGCUGCCUCUGCUGAUGUCACCAUCAAGAUGGAGUCUGACAAUGGUUCAGCCACGCCCACCAGCACUAGUACCUCAGUGAAGACAGAGCCUGGGACAGAAACAGAGGGAGAAAUCAAAGAGGAGGAGAAAGAAAAAGAGGUGAAGAAAGAGAAGGAAAAGGAACGAGAGAGAGAGAGAGAGAGGCCAACCCGUGGAGGGGGUGGGACCGAGGAGAAGGAGAAGGCUGGGACCAGCAACCAAUUGGAAGAGGUUGCUCCGGAGCGCACGUUUGUGAUUGGAGGACCGAAGAGGAAGGAGGUGGAGCAACUGAAAAUUGUCCGGGCGGAGCUAAAGAAAGCCCAGGAGUCUCAGAGGGAGAUGAAGCUACUGCUGGAUAUGUACCGCUCCGCGCCCAAAGAGCAGAGGGACAAAGUCCAGCUCAUGGCUGCUGAGAAGAAGGCCAAGUCAGAGGCAGAGGAGCUGAAGCAGCGUCUAAGGGAUCUGGAGGAGAGGGAGAGGAGGGAGGGGAAGAAGAUGGCUGAUGAGGAGGCACUCCGGAAGAUCUGCUCUGUCGAGGAACAAAUCAACAUCCUCAACAAGAAGCUCUCCCUGGCCAAGCAGGAGGAGGAUGCGUUGCUGAGUGAGAUGGACGUGACGGGCCAGGCCUUUGAGGACAUGCAGGAGCAGAACAUCCGGCUGAUGCAGCAGCUCAGGGAGAAGGACGACGCCAACUUCAAGCUGAUGUCGGAACGCAUCAAGUCCAACCAGAUCCACAAGCUGCUCAAGGAAGAGAAGGAGGAGCUCGCCGACCAGCUGCUCACACUCAAAACGCAGGUGGAUGCCCAGCUGCAGGUGGUGAGGAAGCUGGAGGAGAAGGAGCGCCUCCUCCAGGGCACGAUCGGUACUGCAGAGAGAGAGCUGGCUCUGAGGACACAAGCUCUGGACAUGAACAAACGCAAGACCCAGGAGUCUACGGUGCUGUCGGAGGAGGUGCGUAGUCAGCUGGACCAGGUGCAGCAGAGACUGGGCACCGUCAGGGAGGAGGUCAUUGAGAACAGCAUCUCCAAAGAGAAGCAGUCCUUCAAUGCACGCCGCGCACAGGAGGACAUCUCCAAACUGCGGAGGAAGAUCGAGAAGGCCAAGAAACCCGCAGAGACCGUCCGCAACGGCGAUGACAUCCUCAAUGAGGAAAUCAACGAUUACAAGGCUCGUCUGACCUGCCCGUGCUGUAACUCCCGGGUAAAGGACGCCGUCCUGACCAAGUGUUUCCACGUCUUCUGCUUCGAGUGCGUCAAGACACGCUACGACACGCGCCAGAGGAAGUGCCCCAAGUGCAACGCCGCCUUCGGCGCCAACGACUUCCACCGCAUCUACAUUGAAUAGAGAGGGAGGGGGGGGAGACCUAAAUGCAGGGAGCGUAGGGGGUAGGAUAGUAGUACCUGGAGGUCAGCAGUGUCCACACAGGCUUUCUCUCCAGCCGAACAAAACUGUCUUUUAUCACCCCCGCUACUAGCGUGUGAGAUGGAAUGAGACUGGACACGUGUGGAAAUCUGUGAAUAUCGGCUGGACAUGUAAUAAAUAUGGACACCUUGCGCUCUGAUUGGCUAGGUGGAAUUUCCGCCAUGUUGCUGGGGGCGGGGGGGAGCUGCUUAGGGUUGUUUCUGGACUGGUCCUACAUUAUAUUGUCUUAUAGAGAUCAUGAUCAUGGUUAUAUUUGCUGGCUGUGCUCUGCCUGGCUGGCUGGAAGGAAAGCCUUUAGGAGACACUGUGCCUGUGGUUCAGGGUUACAGUACAUAGGGCCUUGUGUGGGGGAAAAGUGAGGUUUGACUUGAAGGGUUUGACUUGAAGCUUUUCCAUAGUUGACUGUAGCUAUUGGUGUUUUAUAAAAAUUUUAAAAAACA
This is a messenger RNA of Oncorhynchus tshawytscha (Chinook salmon), 3598 nucleotides long. Its product is annotated as E3 ubiquitin-protein ligase BRE1A. Gene Ontology annotation, molecular function: metal ion binding; ubiquitin protein ligase activity. NCBI's taxonomy places the organism in Eukaryota, Metazoa, Chordata, Actinopteri, Salmoniformes, Salmonidae. The record is from RefSeq and is a predicted model, not a curated record. Gene Ontology annotation, cellular component: nucleus; HULC complex.